CUAUCUUGCCUCUAUUUAAGGUCCCUGCGGGGUUCACUGCCACAGUGCUGCCUUCCCACUGUGCCAGCCAUGAGCUCGACGGUCCCCCACAAGACCUCCCUGCCUGAUGGCCUCCGUACAGGCACUGUGAUGAGGAUUCGAGGCAUUGUUCCUGACAAGGCCAGCAGGUUCCACGUGAACCUGCUGUGCAGCGAGGACCAGGGCGCCGACGCCGCCCUGCAUUUCAACCCGCGGCUGGACACGUCGGAAGUGGUCUUCAACAGCAUGGAGCAGGGCAAAUGGGGCACGGAGGAGCGCGGCGCAGGCGUCCCCUUCCAGCGGGGCCAGCCCUUCGAGGUGCUGCUCAUCACCGCGGAGGACGGCUUCAAGGCCGUGGUAGGGGACACCCCCUACCAUAACUUCCGCCACCGGAUGCCGCUAACGCGCGUGCGCGCAGUAGAAGUGAGCGGCGACGUGCUGCUGGAUUCCGUGAGGAUCUUCUGAGCCCGAGCCGCGGGCGGGGUUCAGGGAGGGGGGGCGGGGAGCCCA
Molecule: messenger RNA, 528 nt
Organism: Dipodomys spectabilis (banner-tailed kangaroo rat)
Lineage: Eukaryota; Metazoa; Chordata; Mammalia; Rodentia; Heteromyidae
Gene: Lgals7
Product: galectin 7
Exons: 4
Coding region: 70-483 (137 amino acids)
Molecular function (GO): carbohydrate binding
Source: RefSeq, a predicted model, not a curated record